AUGACACCGUGCCGCGCCCUGCCAUCCAUGGGCAUGACUGCCGGCCUGAGGCUGGAGCUCACUUAUGAAAAUGAGCUAGAUGACGAGUUUACAGGACUAGCGGGCGAUGACGGACUUAUGACGAUCGCGGGUUUCGGCAGCCUGCUGUCAGAGCGCAGCGCCCGCUACACCUUCCCCCAUCUGGUCAACUUCCGAAUUGGACUGGUGCCGGGCUGGCGGCGCGUGUUUUCUCACACCGCGGACGUCUUCUUCCUAAGGGGCAUUGCCCGACCUGAGACGUCAUCCCACCGACGCGGCGUGGUGGUUUCGUUGUUUGAGGUGCCGUACACUCCUGCCAACGUUGCGGCUUUCAUCUCCCGCGAGCACGAGUUCCGGUUCGUGGCGGUGCAGCCCCUGGAGCUGGGCACGGGGCAGCCCCUGGAGCUGGGGACGGGGCAGCCCCUGGAGCUGGGCACGGGGCAGCCCAUUGGCAGGAAGGCGGUGGUUUGCGCCGCCAACACGGACUCCGACUACCGCGCCCUCCGCUGCCCCCCAGCCGAGUGGAGCCGCCGCUGGUCCGUCCACGGGUGCACCUCCGUGUGGCGCACUGACGUGCUUCCCUGCAGGGUGUAUCUGCGGCACUGUGUAUUGGCGGCCAGGUCUCUGGGGGAGGAGGCGGAAGAGAACUUUCUGAGGGCCACGUUCCUGGCGGAUAGACGCACGACUGUGGGAGAGUACCUUGCCCUUCAUCUGGACAUCAUGGACGAGUUGCCGCCUCCUGAGCUGGCGGAGCGAUACAGCGGCUGA
Messenger RNA from Volvox carteri f. nagariensis, 786 nucleotides. RefSeq lists its product as uncharacterized. The transcript is spliced from 8 exons. The record is from RefSeq and is a predicted model, not a curated record. Lineage: Eukaryota; Viridiplantae; Chlorophyta; Chlorophyceae; Chlamydomonadales; Volvocaceae. Bases 1 to 786 code for a protein of 261 amino acids.